AUGAGCGGACAACUCGAGACCGACAACCCCAGCUUCGUCCUGCACGGCGUCGAAGAUGUCACGUACGAGAACCGCCCCGUCCCAGACAUCUCUGGUGACCAGGUCCUUAUUCAGAUCAAAAAGACCGGUAUCUGCGGCUCGGACGUGCACUAUCUCCAGCACGGCGGUAUUGGCCCCUUUGUCGUCGAAUGCCCCAUGUGUCUUGGCCACGAGUCUUCUGGUGUUGUCGUCAAGCUCGGACCCGAUGUCAAACCUAUCCAUGGACUCAAGGAAGGAAGUAGGGUGGCGCUCGAGCCCGGAGCAUGCUGCAGGUCUUGUGCCGACUGCAAAGCUGGACAGUACGAGCUAUGCCAAUACAUGAAGUUUGCUGCCACCCCGCCUUCCAUCUACGGUACUCUCUGUCGCUACUACGCCCUGCCAGCCGAUCUCGCCCACCCUAUCCCCGAGUCCGUCUCCUUUGAAGAGGGCGCCAUGAUCGAACCUCUCGCCGUCGGUGUCCACUCGGUUGCCAACCUUGGCGGAUUCAAGUCUGACCAGACCAUCAUCGUCUUUGGAUGCGGCCCCGUUGGUUUGCUUUGUAUGGCUGUCGCCAAGGCCCUCGGUGCGAGGAGGGUGGUGGCGGUAGACAUCAACCAGGAGAGGUUGGAGUUUGCCAAGAGCUAUGCUGCUACCGACAUUUUCAUCCCCGGCCCAAAGAAUGAGGGCGAGGAUGGGGAUGCGUACACUGCCAGGGUAGCUGCCGAGCUCCAGCAGACGCUCAACAUUCCCGAGCGAGGCAAGGGUGCUAUUGAUCUCGCUAUCGAAGCCUCUGGUGCUCCUCCUUGCGUUCAGCUCGGGCUCGCCGUCCUGAAACCUGCCGGAACAUACGUGCAAGUCGGUAUGGGCGCCAAGAUGACAGUCCCGGUCCCUCUCUUCUACAUCAUCUCGAAACAGAUCCGCGUCAUCGGCUCUUUCCGCUACGGCUCUGGCGACUAUCCCCUCGCCGUCUCGCUCGUCGAGAGGGGGUUGGUCAAGUUGCAACCGCUUGUGACACAGAGGUUUGCAUUUGGAGAGGCCAAGGAGGCGUUUGAAAUAACAAAGUUGGGCAAGGCCAGGGAUGGGAAGGGAGUUAUCAAGUGUAUCAUUGAUGGGCCGGAGUAG
Molecule: messenger RNA, 1140 nt
Organism: Cryptococcus wingfieldii CBS 7118
Lineage: Eukaryota; Fungi; Basidiomycota; Tremellomycetes; Tremellales; Cryptococcaceae
Product: chlorophyll synthesis pathway protein BchC
Exons: 4
Coding region: 1-1140 (379 amino acids)
Biological process (GO): D-sorbitol catabolic process
Molecular function (GO): L-iditol 2-dehydrogenase (NAD+) activity; zinc ion binding
Source: RefSeq, a predicted model, not a curated record